This is a messenger RNA of Phyllotreta striolata, 723 nucleotides long. Lineage: Eukaryota; Metazoa; Arthropoda; Insecta; Coleoptera; Chrysomelidae. The record is from the annotation of a GenBank genome assembly.
AUGAAUUCUGUGGAACAAAAUUUACUACACGUUACGAAGGCAAUCGAGAAACAAGUGGACACGGUUAUUGAGCAAAUCGAGAACCUCGACACGACAGAUUUGGAACAAAUAAGAAAAAAUAGAGUGAAAGAAUUAAAGAAGUACGAAGAACAGAAGAGAAUAUGGUUGCAAAACGAUCACGGUAAAUACGAAGAGUUGCCCGAAGAGAAAUGUUUCUUCGAUGUGAUCAAGAAAUCCGACAAUGUCGUGUUACAUUUCUACAGGGAUGCGACCCCCAGGUGUGCCAUUGUGGACAUGCACUUGAAGAUUCUCGCUCCCAGACAUAUAGAGACAAAAUUUACAAAAUUGAAUGCCGAGAAAUGUCCGUUUUUAGUCGAAAAACUAAAAAUCAAAGUCCUUCCUUCCAUCGUUUUGAUACAAAACGGUAUAAUGAUCGACAAAAUCAUCGGCUUCACUCAACUAGGCAACACCGAUGAUUUUACUACGGAACUUCUUGAAUGGAGAAUCGCACAAAACAGUAUUAUUAAAUACGACGGUGACCUAUCGACGCCUCCAGAUCAGCAAAGAAAUAAGAAAGGCUCGAAGAAAAUUAGAAGCCGUGAUGAUGACGAUUUAGAUAUCGAAGAGUAUGGUAUUCUAGCUGAGUCUGCAAAAUCAGAAGCCAAUAUAAGAAAUGAUGUUCCGGAAUUGACCCCCGAAGAAGCAGCCGAACUGGGCCUUUGA